Passer domesticus (house sparrow) is the source of this 1109-nucleotide messenger RNA. RefSeq names its product transmembrane p24 trafficking protein 4 (gene TMED4). The coding region runs from base 16 to 834 and encodes 272 amino acids. The record is from RefSeq and is a predicted model, not a curated record. Gene Ontology annotation, biological process: intracellular protein transport; Golgi organization; endoplasmic reticulum to Golgi vesicle-mediated transport. Gene Ontology annotation, cellular component: COPII-coated ER to Golgi transport vesicle; endoplasmic reticulum; Golgi apparatus. NCBI's taxonomy places the organism in Eukaryota, Metazoa, Chordata, Aves, Passeriformes, Passeridae. The transcript has 5 exons.
CCGUGGGUGUUGCGCAUGCGCAGAGCGAGGCGCGAAGCCGCGGGGGACGGGCAGGGCGCUGAGGGCGGCACUGCGCGUGCGCCGGGAGCGCGGCGCUUGCGCGCUGAGCCGGGUGAGGCGCUGGCGCAUGCGCAGAGCGCCCCCGGCGGGAGGGCAGGAGGGACCAUGGCGGCGCCGUGGGAAGCGCUGAGGGCGGCGGUGGCCGCCGUGCUGCUGCUGGGCUGGGGCGCGCACGGGCUCUACUUCCACAUCGGGGAGACCGAGAAGCGCUGCUUCAUCGAGGAGAUCCCCGACGAGACCAUGGUCAUCGGCAAUUACCGGACGCAGCUGUGGGACAAACAGUCCGAGUCCUUCCUGCCCUCCACGCCCGGGCUGGGCAUGCACGUGGAGGUCAAGGACCCCGACGGAAAGGUGGUGAUGUCGCGGCAGUACGGCUCCGAGGGGCGCUUCACCUUCACGUCGCACACGCCGGGCGAGCACCAGAUCUGCCUGCACUCCAACUCCACCCGCAUGGCGCUGUUCGCCGGCGGCAAGCUGCGGGUGCACCUGGACAUCCAGGUGGGCGAGCACACCAACAACUACCCCGAGAUCGCCGCCAAGGACAAGCUGACGGAGCUGCAGCUCCGCGCGCGCCAGCUGCUCGACCAGGUGGAGCAGAUCCAGAAGGAGCAGAACUACCAGCGGUACCGCGAGGAGCGGUUCCGCAUGACCAGCGAGAGCACCAACCAGCGCGUGCUCUGGUGGUCCAUCGCCCAGACCGUCAUCCUCAUCCUCACCGGCCUCUGGCAGAUGCGGCACCUCAAGAGCUUCUUCGAGGCCAAGAAGUUGGUGUAGCCCCCCAAAAGCCCCUCGGGGGGCUCCCCAAAACCCACCCUCAGCCCCGUCAUGGGGGAUCCCCCCCACCCUGGGGUGCUGGGGAGGGACCCCAGGGGUUCCCCAAACCCAUCCCACCCACCCUGGGGUGCUGGGGAGGGCCCCCCACUCCCUGCCGGGACCCCAAACCCAUCCCGGGGUGCUCCCUGCGGAUUUUGGGGUGCCCUGCCUGCUAUGGGGGGAGCAGAGAAGCACCACUCCACAAGUUGGGGGGAAAUAAAGGUUUUUUGGUUCCA